UUGGGCGGUCACGCGACGCCGCUGGAGGCCGCCUUGCGAUUCGAGGCUGGCUGCUUCCUGGGCACCCCCAGCUUUCAGGUGGGCGACUGAGCCGAAGCCGUCCCGCUCACGCUUGCGCGCGCCCCGGCCGCUGGCUUCCUAUUGAGGGCUGCGAUGGCGCGCCAGUCGGGGUACGAUCCUUUUUGGGCCUUCCAACGUCACCAUCUUCUCCCCCGAGGGACGUCUGCACCAGGUCGAGUAUGCCUUCCAGGCGGUCAAGAAGAGCCAGAACAUGACCUCGGUGGCGCUGCGCGGAGACGACAGCGUGGUCAUGGUGACGCAGAAGAAGGUGCCCGACAAGCUCAUGGACGGCAGCUUCCACACGCAUCUCUACAACAUCACCCCAGAUAUCGGCUGCUGCAUGACUGGCAUGUCCGCCGACGCGAGGGCCUUGGUGUUGCAGGCGCGCGAGACUGCCGCCAAAUUCAAAGACGAGAACGGCUACCCAAUUCCGGUGCACUAUCUGACCCUGAAGAUCGCAGACAGGAAUCAGCUCUGGACGCAGAAGGCGUACGGCAGGCCCUUUGGCAUCAGCACCAUGUUCUGCUCCAUAGACGACGAAAAGGGCCCCUCGCUCUACCAGGUCGACCCGGCGGGCAACUACUUCGGCUACAAGGCCUGCGCCGCAGGCACGAAGGAUGACCAUGAAGCGAUAAAUGCUCUGGAGAAGAUUGUGAAGAAGAAGCUGACGCUGACAGGUCCAGAGACCAUCCAGCAGGCAAUCAAUUGCCUUCAGACGGUCAUGGGGAUGGACUUCAAGCCUUCAGACAUCGAGGUUGGUGUAGUCUCCAAGGACAAGGCUGGUUUCUAUCGCCUGACCGAGUCUGAGAUAGACACUCAUUUGACCGCGAUUGCCGAGAAGGACUGAGUGGCAUACGGCUAGUCGAGGAUGGGACAGUGGGAGGAGAGGAUGACGGCUCCGGCCCCGCGCUGGGAUCGCCCUCCUCGGAGAUGGACGGCAGCCUCCUCCGCUCGGAGCCUGCCUGGGCGGCUGCCGAGCCGGCCGCGGAUGCGGGAGGCCUGGUGGCGCGAGGGAAGCGGGAGAGGUCGGGGCCGA
Messenger RNA from Prorocentrum cordatum, 1096 nucleotides. The record is from the annotation of a GenBank genome assembly. NCBI's taxonomy places the organism in Eukaryota, Dinophyceae, Prorocentrales, Prorocentraceae.